Messenger RNA from Cyclospora cayetanensis, 4065 nucleotides. RefSeq lists its product as uncharacterized. Gene Ontology annotation, molecular function: protein binding. The coding region runs from base 1 to 4065 and encodes 1354 amino acids. The transcript has 5 exons. NCBI's taxonomy places the organism in Eukaryota, Apicomplexa, Conoidasida, Eucoccidiorida, Eimeriidae. The record is from RefSeq and is a predicted model, not a curated record.
AUGCUAUCCUGGGAGUCGGCGUUCCGCAAGGAAUACACUGUAGGUCUGUCCAGAGAUUUGUUCACCUUGCACGAUGUGGUAGAGGAACGAUUGGCUGGCCAAAAUGCCUUUGCCGAGGACCACGUGCCAACGGAUGCGUUUGAUGCAGCGAUUAAGAUACAACAGCAGAAUGCCGAAGACGAUGCCGGAGAGGAUGAAGAGAGAGGCCAGAAACAGGAGUGGCAUCGUAAAAAAGAGCUCAAGGAGACAUCGGAAAUCCUUGCGCUGCAACGAAUGUUGCCAGAUUUGUUACAACAGGGCAGAUUACAGGAGGCAGAGGGAGCCAUUUUGUACUUCUUGGACAGAAACCCCAGAAGCGCCGACGGUUUCGUCUUGUUAGCUGAGGCUUGUGGCUGCCAAAAGAAUCAGAUGGGAGCCCUUUCUGCAGUAUGGGGGGCCAUAUAUAACAGCCCAGGGAAUAGACGACUCCUGCGCUUGCUAGCACAGUAUGAGGAGAGCUUUCUCAUGGAACGGUGUGAAAUCCCAUUGCAGUUCAAAGUAAGGGCCUUACAGGCCCCAGAUUACGAGGCCAUAGAGGAGAGCGGGCAGUCGGACACGUCUUCAUCACUGGGCUUUGGACAGCAGGAAGCCCCUGUGUUUGUUGCGAAGCAGGGGUGUCACACUGUAGCCUUUGCUAACAGGGAUAUGAAUCCUGGGGAUCUAGUGUUCAAGGAAAAGCCCUUCGUGUGUACUCCGCUGAUGCUGGAGGCUGGUCAGAUUUUCAGCAGCUGUUUUCACUGUCUGCAAGAAAGAGAGGAUCCUGGGAGGGCGUUUUCUUGUCCGGUUUCCCCGCAUUCGUGCCCCUUUGUUUUCUGCUCUUGGGACUGUCUCAUGCGGAAUGGGCGACUGCAUGCUGUAGAAUGCAAGUGCAUGCCCAUGAUACAUGCAGCAGCGAAGGAGUCGGGCCUCCACGUGACAUCUGUACUCCAUGUAUUUAGGACCCUCGUUAAGUCUGCCAUGCAGCGAGAGUUACUGGGCCCAAGAGAUGAGAGUGCAGAGUUCACGUGCACCACAGAUGUAGCCACACAGCUUCUCAGCCUAAACUCUUAUGAGGCCGCAGUUAGACAAGCCCAGCCUGAGCUGCUAAAGAGACUGCUUUUGCUGAGCAGGCGCCUCCAACAAGGUCUCCCUUCAUCUUUGUUGCUAUACCUUUCAGAGAAGGAGUUGGUACACCUCAUCCUCGUUGUGCUGCAGUACUCUCUUUUUGUAUCUGCCACCUCAGCAGCAGCGGCAGUGGAACGCAAAAACCCUGAGUGCACUCUAGGACGCAUUUUGGCUCCAGCAACGGCUUUGCUCCACCACAGCUGCGUUCCCACGGCGACUAUCUGCCUGCAGGAGGAUGGACAGGUUGCUGUGAGGGCCCUGACCUUUAUUCCAUCGGGAGGCUUCAUCUGCCUCUCAGUGGAGGAAGACUUGUUCAAGCCACAAAAAGAGCGCAAGGCCAUUGAGUCCCCACCUAGAGUAUUCGGUUGUGGCUGCGUGCGCUGCACAGAGAACGAUGAGGGGGGACGCCUGCUGAGGGGAAUCAGGUGUUUUAAGUGCGUUAGGGGUUUCCUAUGCCCUGCUAAAGGAAGAGCAAUUCUGGACCGCCUCAAGGCAUACGAGGAGACAGGUAUAUGCCUAGUCCCUGCGAAGCAGACAAUGAAUGCCCCGGUUAAGCUCACGGUGGCUAAAGCGGGGGGUGUCUCUUUCACGAAAAUUAUUCAGAAGAAAUCCGAGGAGAAGCAAGGGGGGCAAGAGGAGGUUGUGGAAAGGCCUGGUGAAAUGCAGAGCAAAGGCGAAAGUUUAAAGCCUGCGGACGAGCAAUGGCUCUGCAACAGCUGCGGUCACACUAGUCCCAAGGUGUCUAAGGCCUGUGAUGCCAUGGAAAAGGAUAUUCUUCGGAGACAGACCCAGGCCGAAGCCGACUUGGUAAAAGGAUCCAAACAACUUGCUGCCAAAGGAUACGGUGACCUAGUGGAGCACUACGGCAGCAAGGUGCAUCCACAACACGCGGUUCUUUUCAAUGCUCAUACUAUCCUCGCUGGACUCUUAGCCUCCCAAGGAGGCAAGGGGCUCCCACGGGCCCUAAUCCUAUUAAGACGUGCCACAGUGGCGGCGGAGACUGUUCUACCAGUCGCAUCAAUGACUAAGGUGCACCUCUACUUGAAACUUGCGGAACUUACUUACCAGGCGAUGAAAUUGGACAAGCAAUGCCGACGAGGUCCCUCGUUGCCUCCAGAGAAGAUAAUGGAACCACUCUUUUGCGCCUUGUGGAACUGCGUGGCUUGUUUGGGCAGAGAGGCUAGCCUUUCGGUGGUUAUAUGUCUUCGCCUACGCCGCUUUGCCGCCCUCCUUGGUAUCUGUACACCCCCACUCUUCUACGUCCCUGUUGUGCGCACUGAGGACGUUUUUGUUGCCCUGUACCGCUCAGCGACCAACUCUACCGCGGCUACCCCAGAGCAAAUCCGAUCGCACUUUCUCCGAGACCCAAUGUUUCUGGCGGUUGCCCUGCUGCGUCGUGGACUGCAUUUCCCACUUGCUCUAGAACUAUUUAGGGCUAUGAAGGGAGUGCAUCACCUUCCUACAGGCUUCAGCCUCCUCGGCCUCGCAUGUCUUCACUCCCAGACGGCCAUUGUUAGCAAGUUGCUGGAAAUGGGAUACGAUCUCUUUUCAAAGUCCCACUUGGGCAUGACCCCUUUGUUGGCAAUGUGCGCUGCCAGAGGCAGCGGUCUUUCUCUCACGAAGGGUCCUCCAUCUCGCUUCUCAGGUGCAGUAGGCGCAGAGGAGGCGCAGCUUGAAAUCUUGCGGCUUAUGCUGAGGCACUGCGAUGAUCUGGAUACUUCCGCUCCCGUCAAGACUGAUCGGAAAGUCCAAAAAAGUGGUUCUCCUACGUGCAAGGGCCCGUUGCAAGUGAAAGGCCAGUGUGUCCAAAACUCAGGGAACGCAGAACAGACAAGACAUAGUGGGAAGACCCACGUUCUUGAUAUGCAACCAAACAGACGGCGGCUGCUCUUCGCCUCAGCACAUAAAUUCCUCGGUCGAAGCCACGCGUUGCACUUUGCUGCCAGCAACGGCAAAGCCAGGCUCUGCCGUCAGCUCCUGGCAGCUGGGAGCGUGGUAGGGGUUCUAAACGCUGAGAGUGCUACUCCGCUGCACUUAGCAUGUUUGGCUGGUGAAGUGGAAACAGUGAAAGUAUUAUUAGACCACGGUGCUAGCAUAAAUUCCGCCACACUGAGGGGGGAGACGCCCCUCGUGCUCGCCGCUUAUUGGCUGCAUGGGGAGGUCACCUCCGUGCUCCUCGAAAGGGGGGCCGACUGCAGUGUUGUCACCAGGGCAGAGGGCAUGACGGUGCUACAUGCAGUGGUCGCUGGGGUGCUGAGGCAGACCAAGCCUUUAUUCAGGGGACUUUCAUGGGAAGGGGACCCUGCAGCAAUCGCUUUAGAAGGCCUUUCAAUGGAGUCGGCUGCGAGGGGCGUCUACACGAGGGGAGGCGCAUCCUUAAGCCCCGAAGAGAUCUUCGUGGAUCUGCAGCUCCCUAGUUCAAUACCGGAGGAUAGCGACUUGUUUCUAUUCCCGGAUGAACUGCUGAGCAGAGUGAAGAAGGCACAGCAGUUACUGCUUUCGCUGAUGCCCCACUGCGAUGUCAGCACAUACACUCAACACACUCGGAACGGCCUCACAGCAGCCGAUCUCCUGCUCCAUUCGUGGGACAGCUUUCAGAGCAAGCGUAACAAGCUUCUGAAAAAUGGAGACCUGCGGCUCGCACCCCUCACAGACAAGGAGAGGCGACAAGUGGAGGAACAGUGGCACUACGCCGUGCAUCUGAUCUACAUCUUGCGGGGUCUCUUGAGGCCCCACCACUUCACGGCUGAGCAGGUAGCGAAGGCUGAGGCUCGGACCCCUAGGAUGGAUCAGCUAAACGAAAAGCAUCAUCAGCGGCUACUUGCGGACGCCCCAUGGUUUUUCCCAGAAGAAGUCCGUCAGGCCACAACGAAGGCCAAAGCCGGAGUAAGUCCCACAGGAAGGGCACCAGCUGCUGGCUAA